GCUUCUUGAAUUUCAUCAGACUGAUUUUCCUCUGGGAUCUCUUCUACUUCAACUCAGAUUGUUUGGACAAACUCAAGGCAACAGUUCAGAGGUUUGAAGAAAAAUGGAGUUUUUGGAUUAAUGGUGCAAGGACUUUCUUCUUACUAAGAAAUAUUGCAUAUUUUAUAGCAAUUAAAAAUCUCCAAGAUUUUGAGCUGGCAUUCUUCUUCUGUUAUUUCUACGCUGUUGUCAACCUGCUUCUCAUAUUUCAUGAUACUAAAUAUGUGGUAGCUAUUAUUUGUUCCUUUAUCUUGAUUCCAUUUGUUAUUAUCGGAGAUUGAUUUACUGCUCUUUUCAACAAAUGUAAGAGAAAUCAUCAAGGUAACGCUCGAGCAAUUGAGAGAGAGAAUUUAGAAAAUGCAAUCAAUGUAGCCAAUGCCAGAGAAGACAAUAACAAUUUUAAUAAUCUUGAAGGAGAACGACCGAGACAACUCUUCAGCGAAAUAGAUCCUGAAAAUGAGGAAAGACUAGCAAUUCAGAGGAAUAAUGCCAAUAAUGUUCAAAGUAGCGAAGGAUUUCAAGUGAACAUGAGAAAUCUUGCUUUUGCAUUCAUGGAUGCUGCCAACCAUCAGAAGAAGUUCCUCAGACUUGACUCUACACUCUCAGUUGAGAUGAUGAUGAAGAAUUGGAGCCGGAAGUUCACAGAGGAAGAUACCAACGCAUGUCCAAGCUGCUGAGUCUGAUUGGAAGACUUCGAGGUUGGAGAGAACAUCAUGGAGCUUCAUUGAAACCCCAAAAGUCAUGGUCAUAUGUUCCAUUUGGAGUGUAUCGAUAGCUGGUCGAAGAAAGAAAAGACAUGUCCACUCUGCAGGAAGAACUUCAUUGAUAUCGUCAGAGACGAAUAUAGUAGAGGAGCCUUAAUCAAAAAGAAGAAUGAGGAAUUUAAAGCACCGGGAAAACUUGAAGAAGCCUCUAAUAUAUCUGAAGAAAGAAAGGAAGCUGAUAGAACAGUUCAGAGCAGGAGAGAUUCGUCUGAAAGCUAUGAGCCUUCAUCAAGCAUUUAUACCUCUCAAAGCCUUUCACCACAUCAGAUUGAAGUUAAUGAGCCAUAUGAUCCUAUUGCUCCUGUUAAUAACCGAGCUGCUAGUCAACCUAAUGACCCUCCUGCUAAUCCUAUCCAACCAGGUCUACUGCAAGCUCAUAAUGAUCCUAGUGCUCCUGUGCAACAUCCUGAUCACCCACCAAGCAUUCACUCGUCGCAAGACUUUCCAAUCCCCCGUUCUCAUGAAGGAGAGCCUUCGAACCAAGGCUCUAUUUUCUAUCCUAGAAGCAGCUUUUCAGAAAGCAUGAGUUCAGAAAUGGAGGCAGACUCUUCCUAAUUUUGCUGACUCAACUAAAUA
This is a messenger RNA of Moneuplotes crassus, 1379 nucleotides long. Lineage: Eukaryota; Ciliophora; Spirotrichea; Euplotida; Euplotidae. The record is from the annotation of a GenBank genome assembly.